Molecule: messenger RNA, 1119 nt
Organism: Humulus lupulus (European hop)
Lineage: Eukaryota; Viridiplantae; Streptophyta; Magnoliopsida; Rosales; Cannabaceae
Exons: 3
Coding region: 1-1119 (372 amino acids)
Source: RefSeq, a predicted model, not a curated record
AUGGAGGUGGGGACAUUAUUAAUGCAAGCAAAUCAAGCUUCCAUCAAUGAACAAAUGUUACUUGAAGAAGGAAUGUCAAGCACAACAAUUGAGGGCAUAAAUGAGUCAUACAUACCUCAUUUUGGUGAAGAAGUAGCUGAUUUCAUAAUUGAGGACAAUACAAAAAGAAAAAAGAAGUUGGAGGAAAUCCAACUAGUAAUAUCUGAUUGCAGAGUCAACACAAUAGAGCAAGGGCAAAUUUACAAGGAUAAGAACACAAUCAAAUCAACUCUUAGCUACUAUGCAAUGCUGCAUAACUUCCAGUUCAAAACAAAAAGAUCAGAACCUAGAGAGUACCUAGUUACUUGCGCAAAUGAAACAUGCAACUGGUUGGUGAGAGCAUCUAAGUACAGAAAUCAAGAUUUAUUCAAGGUACGGAAAUGCAAUCCAAAUCAUACUUGCUCUGUUGAAAUUGUUUUGGAAGAUCAUAGGCAAGCAAAAAGCAUCGUAGUUGGGGAAUUAAUAAAGAAUAAGUACAAGUCAAUCAAAAGAAAUUACAUUCCAAAUGACAUCAUGAAUGAUAUGAAUGAUGACUUCGGAGUAACUAUGGGAUACACAAAAGCAUGGAGAUCAAGAGAGAAAGCUUUGCGUCUAGUAAGAAGGAACCCCAAUGUUUCAUAUCAAAAGUUGCCAAUGUAUCUUUACAUGUUGAAGCAAGCCAAUCUAGGAACAAUAACACACCUACUCACAGACAAGGAAGAUAGAUUCAAAUACCUAUACAUAGCUUUCUCUAACUCAAUCAAGGACUCUGAAUAUGAUAACUCAUGGCUUUGGUUCUUCUCCAAACUAAGAGACACCUAUGGAGAACCCGAAGGAUUGACUAUAGUUUCUGACAGACAUAAGAGCAUAGACAAUGCAGUACAUAUGGUGUACCCAAAUGCUUUCCAUGGAGCUUGCAUGUUUCACUUGCUCAAUAAUUUGAAAAGCAAGUAUGAGAGUCAUGGAGAAGAGCUACAAAUAAAAUUCAUUGCAGCAGCAAAAGCAUACACAAAAACAGAAUGUGAACACUACAUGAGAGGCCUUGAUAGAAUUGACAGACGCAUUAGACCCUAUUUAGAAAAUACCAAGUAUGAAACUUAG